Salvia splendens (bonfire salvia) is the source of this 414-nucleotide messenger RNA. RefSeq names its product RNI-like superfamily protein. The transcript has a single exon. The record is from RefSeq and is a predicted model, not a curated record. NCBI's taxonomy places the organism in Eukaryota, Viridiplantae, Streptophyta, Magnoliopsida, Lamiales, Lamiaceae. Bases 1 to 414 code for a protein of 137 amino acids.
AUGCCUCCAUUGGAUGAGCUUGCUAUUCUAAAUCGUCUCACACAACUUAAACUGGAUGGUCUCAUCAUCAAGUUACCAAGUGCCGGUGAUUUCCCUCCAACUCUUCGUUACUUGACCUUGGCUAAUACGUGUCUUGGUGUAGACCCGAUGCCAGUACUAGAGAAGAUAUCCAAACUAUUCUUCCUCAAACUGAGAAAUGCUUUCACUGGUGAACAAAUGUUGGUGUCAGAAUUUGGGUUUGCAAAGCUCAGGGUUCUGUGCAUUGCAGAAUUGUGGAAUUUGAGGAACUUACAUGUUGGAGACGGUGCAAUGCGGAAGCUGCUGCGGGUGGAAAUCAACAAUUGCCCGUAUCUAAAGAACCUCCCCAACGAGAUUGCGUUGAAGGCUAAUUUGGAGAAGUUGAAGAUGGUUUAA